Astyanax mexicanus (Mexican tetra) is the source of this 2237-nucleotide messenger RNA. RefSeq names its product ribonuclease P/MRP 25 subunit-like (gene rpp25l). The transcript has 3 exons. Gene Ontology annotation, molecular function: RNA binding. NCBI's taxonomy places the organism in Eukaryota, Metazoa, Chordata, Actinopteri, Characiformes, Acestrorhamphidae. The record is from RefSeq and is a predicted model, not a curated record. Gene Ontology annotation, biological process: tRNA 5'-leader removal. The coding region runs from base 147 to 854 and encodes 235 amino acids. Gene Ontology annotation, cellular component: ribonuclease MRP complex.
UUUGAAGGCGAGACCACGUGGCCGCUGUGUGGAUCUGGAGGCUAACUGACAGGAGCUCUGCAGUCUGCAGUAUAUCUCUGUAUCUGCGGUCUCUACUAGAGCUUCUAUAAAAGCUCCAGCUGAGCUCCAUCUCUUCACCUGUCUGUAUGGAGAACUACAGGAAGGCGGGUGUGGUGGAGCAGCCGUGCCCGUGCCCGUUCACCAGCCUCCCGGCCGACACCCCUCAGGUGCGGGUGCGGGAGGGCAGUAAGAUCCGGAACCUGAUGAGGUUCGCUCUGAGUCGGAUGGAGGGGAAAGCGGCGGCGGAGAGCGCAGGAACCGCGGAGGAACCCGAGCAGAACCAGAACCCGAACCAGAACCUGAGCGCGGGCGGAGAGGCCGGCUGCAGGCAGAUCGUGUUCUCGGGGGCGGGGCCGAGCGUGGCCAAGGCCAUCACCUGCGUGGAGAUCUUGAAGCGGCGCGUCCGCGGCCUGCACCAGGUCAACCGCCUGCUGUACCGCACCGUCCAGGAGACCUGGGAGCCGCUGGAGCCGGAGGCGGGGCUGGAGCGCCUGACGGUCAGCAGGAACGUGCCGGGGAUCUGGGUCCUGCUCUCCAGAGACCCGCUGGACUCUGGCCAGCCGGGGUACCAAGCGCCCGGGAGCUUCGACUCGCUGUGGGCUCAGGCUGUUAGAGAGGAGACGCAGGGCCAGAGGCAGCAGCAGAGGAGGAAACGAGGAGGAGGAGGAGGAUGGGGAGGAGGUUCUGGAGGUUCUGCAGGAGGUACCAGUCGAGGAAAAGGCCCGAGAAAGCAGCCGACACGUCCAAGAGAGGGACGAAAAGCACCAGGACAAGCUGGAGGAGGACAGGAAUGAAGACGGACGCUGUGUUUGCUGAAUUUUCAGUUUCCUGGAAGUUCUGAAAGGUUUCGAACUCGCCUUCUUUUAGGUGUUCUCCAACUAGGGCUGCAACGAUUAGUCGAUAUAAUCGACAAUGUCGAAUAUUAAAAUUUGUCGACUACAAAUUUCAUUGUCGACUAAUCGUUCAUUUCUAACAGUACCGCAUUACACAAAGUGCUGGAGACAGUAGCGCAACUUAAUCUGUAUCUCUUAAAGUGUCCAUAUCUAGACCUUUAAAUGCCUUCUAAAUCUCUAGAGAUGGAAAACAUGGCUGAAAUAAUCGCUGACUAACCGACUAAUCGAUUUAUCGGAAAAAUAAUCAUCAGAUUAGUCAACUACCAAAAUCAUUAUUAGUUGCAGCCCUAUCUCCAACUCGCACACCUGAGGAGAAACACCUAAAGUAGAACUGUGGUGUAAAAUGGAAAAAAAACUUACCUUUACUGAACAGCACACCUCUGUCCUAAAAAAUGUUACGCUCAGGCCCGUCACAAUAAGAAUUUUGGUUGGACUUUACUUUAAAUAAGAGAAAAAAAGCAUUUUAGCCACCAAUAAAAUAAUAUUAUAGUAGCGUAACAUUGGAAAUUGUAAAGUCUUAAGUUUGGACACACCUUAAGUUCAGUGUUUUUUUCAUUAUUUUAAAAUGUUCCGAAUUGCAGAUUAAUACUAAAAUCAUCCAAACUAUAAAGAAAAGCAUAUAGAACUAUUACUUUUUUUAUUAAACUAAAACUAGUGAUGAAUAAAUCAGAAUAUGUUUCAUAUUUUACAUUCAACAAAGUAGCACCUCUUUUUAUUGGCGUUUUCUCAGUCAGUUUUAUGAGGUAGAGUCUCCUGGAAUUCAGGCUUUCAGUUAACAGCUGUGCUGAACUCAUCAAGAGUUAAUUACUUGAAUUUCUUGUCUCUUGAUGUGUUUGAGAGCAAUGAUGGAACUGGCACUCAUGAGGACCACCCCAGGAAAGGUAGAGUAAGAAUUUUCUCUGUUGCAGAAGAUAACUUCAGUAUUUUGGUUUGUUUAACACUGUUUUUAAGUUACUACAUGAUUCCUUAUGUGUUCCUUCAUAAUCUGAUAGAUCACUUCACUAUUCAUUUACUAUGUAGGAAAUAAAGAGAAGAUGUGUCCAAACUUUUGACUGGUAUUGAGAAUAUAUAUUGUAAAUAUAUAAGAACCCCUAAAAGAGUUUGCAUAGGUUAAAAAUGUUAGAAAUCUCUGUUUAAUACCAAUUAAAAUCACUUUAAGACCAUUCAGGAACAUUUAUUUUCAGGACUGGAAAAGGUUAUUAGAUCAUUCUUUUUUGUUUAACUUUGAAAAUUAAAUAAAAUCUGUAUUUUCAUGCAUAUAAGUUUUGAUUUGUCUUAAAAAAA